GCUAAAACCUUAGCUCAUGCACAGUCAGAUCAGAUGGACAGCGCCUGUGGUCAUCGAUUUUUCACGUCCUGCAUCAAUUUCCCAGUUGGAUUUAGUUCUGGACUUUGACUUGACCAUCUAGCACAUAAAUAUAUUUUCAUCGAAACCAUUCCAGUUUAGCUCUGUCUGUAUGCUUAGGGCUAUUUGUCUGAUUUAUUCCAUCUUCCCAUUGGCUCGGCCCAGCUUCUCUGUCCCUGUUGAAGAAAAACAUCCCAACAGCGGCCCCCGUAUUUCACAUUGAGGAUGGUUUGUUUAGGCUGAUGGGUAUAUUUAGUUUUCCACAUAGCACUCUCCAUAUAGGUCAAAAGGUUCCAGUUUCCUCCAAUGUGACUAGAGCAUCGUCUUCCACCGAUUUAACAAACUGCAGAUGGGACUUCUUACAACAACGACUUUACUUAUUUCACUCCAAGUCCAGAUUUGUGGAUUGCACAACUAAUAGUUGUCCUGACAACCGAUUCUCCCGCCUGAGCUGGACCGACCCAGAUGGCCUGUCGGUGCUUCAGCAGCUCGGCCUGGACCAAAACUCUGACUUCUCGGACACCAGCGUGCAGCAGUGCCUGGAUGAGCACCGCGAGAGGAUCCGUAGGGAGAUCCGCAAGGAGCUGAAGAUCAAGGAAGGCGGGGAGAAUCUGCGCAGGGCCAUCACGGACAAGAGAAAAGCCCAGCAGGUGGACUCGCAGCUCCGCAGCUCCAAGCGCAAGCUGGAGACCCUCCAGACUCAGCUGCAGGAGCUGGAUGCACACAUUGUUGUCAAGGGCCCAGAUGACAACAAAGAUACCACGAAUUCUCCGGGCUCAGUCAACCGGACCUCGACCAAUCAGCACCGGAUUGCAGCUUUGGAACGGCAGCUAAAUAUUGAGUUGAAGGUCAAGCAGGGAGCAGAGAACAUGAUCCCAAUAUACGCCAGUGGGGGUACCAAGGACAAGAAGCUUCUCCAGACAGCUCAGCAGAUGCUGCAGGACAGCAAAACAAAAAUCGAUAUCAUCCGCAUGCAGAUCCGAAAGGCCAUGCAGGCCACCGAGCAGUCCGACGACAACCAAAGUAAGCCGGACCUGUGUGGGGCGGAGCUGCGUGUGGAGGAACUUUGGCAUCACUAUCGCGUGGAGCAUGCCAUGGCUGAGGGAGCCAAGAACAUGCUGAGACUGCUGGGUGCUGGAAAGGUCCAGGAUAAGAAGGCCAUCGCUGAGGCCCAGUGUGGUCUGAGCGAGUCGUCUCAGCGUCUGGACCUCCUCCGGUGCUCCCUGGAGCAACGGCUCCAGGAGCUCCCAGAAGAUCAUCCCAAGGCCUGUCUCAUCAAGGAGGAGCUGGUGCUGGCCUCUUCCUCAGCGUUCAGCUCCCAGCAUAGCAACCCAUAUGUGCACAACCAGUAUAGCACGCUGAGCAAACCGUCGCCACUCACAGGCACUCUUCAGGUUCAUCUUCUCGGCUGUGUGGGGCUGCUGGACGUUGUUCCAGGACGGAGCAGGGGGACCCAAGUGGUCCUUCCUUCUUUUUCUCAGACCGAUGGGCGCUCCUCAUUUAAACUGAUUGGCCUCUAUAGCCGCAGCACCAGCAGCAUGAGCCUCAAGCUCCCCAGCAAGAACGACGAGCUCUCCUCGGAGGUGAGCGCAGUGCUGAAGCUGGAGAACACUGUGGUGGGACAGACUCCUUGGAGAACAGUGGGAGAGCAGGCCUGGGACCACACCUUCAUCGUAGAACUGGAGAGAUCCCGGGAGAUGGAGAUAGCCGUGUACUGGAGAGAUUAUCGCUCCCUGUGCGCCCUGAAGUACCUGAAGCUGGAAGAGUUCCUGGACAACCAGAGACACCAGGUCCAGCUGGAACUGGAGCCACAGGGGCUGCUUCUGGCUGAGGUUACCUUCUUCAACCCAGUCAUAGAGCGAGGUCGACGACUGCAGAGACAGAAGAAAGUAUUUUCUAAACAGCACGGCAAAGCUUUCCUACGUGCCCGUCAGAUGAACGUAGACAUUGCCACCUGGGUCCGCCUGCUGAGGAACGCCAUCCCCAGUGGAAGCAACACGCCCGCGUAUACACCCAGCUUCGCCAGCAAUACGCUCACACACACCACGGGAGAAAUCUCUGUGGAGAAGUUGAAUUUGGACAGUGAUUCUCCUCCGAAAGCUGAGACCCAGAAAGACGUGGUGGACGCCCCUGCACCCUUGGAGCAGACGCCUGUCAUUGAGCCCCUGCCAACGCCUGAUGUCCCCGCUCAGGACCGGCAAACCAGAUCGCUGUCCCAGAGCUCUUUACGCAGAGCCAGCAGAGGUCCUCUGUGUCUGCAGGACUUCAAACUGAUCGCAGUUCUCGGCAGGGGCCACUUUGGGAAGGUGUUGCUGUCAGAGUAUAAAAAGACCGGCAGCCAGUACGCCAUCAAAGCCCUGAAGAAAGGAGAUAUUGUAGCUAGGGACGAGGUAGAGAGUCUGAUGUGUGAGAAACGGAUCUUUGAGACCGUCAACAGCUCCCACCACCCCUUCCUGGUCAACCUGUUUGCGUGUUUCCAGACCUCAGAACACGUGUGUUUUGUCAUGGAGUACACGGCCGGAGGAGACCUCAUGAUGCACAUACACGCCGACGUCUUCUCCGAGCCACGGGCUGUGUUCUACUCAGCCUGUGUAGUCCUGGGUCUGCAGUUCCUUCAUGACCAUAAGAUUGUAUAUCGGGAUCUGAAACUGGACAAUCUGCUCCUUGAUACAGAGGGUUUUGUGAAGAUAGCUGACUUUGGGCUCUGUAAAGAAGGCAUGGGUUAUGGAGACAGAACCAGUACAUUUUGUGGUACUCCCGAGUUUCUGGCCCCCGAGGUUCUGACGGACACGUCGUAUACCAGAGCAGUCGACUGGUGGGGGCUCGGGGUACUCAUCUAUGAGAUGUUGGUCGGCGAGUCUCCGUUUCCAGGUGAUGAUGAAGAGGAGGUGUUUGACAGUAUAGUGAAUGACGAGGUGCGCUACCCGCGUUUCCUCUCCACCGAGGCCAUCGGCAUCAUGAGAAGGUUGUUGAGAAGAAAUCCUGAGAGGCGCCUGGGCUCUGGAGAGAAGGAUGCAGAAGAUGUCAAGAAACAACCAUUUUUCAGAAGCAUGGACUGGGAUGCCCUUCUUCAGAGGAAAGUCGCCCCUCCCUUCGUCCCGACCAUUGCAGGGAAAGAAGACGUCAGCAACUUCGACAUGGAGUUCACCGCCGAGGCUCCUGCGCUCACACCUCCCCGAGAGCCCCGCGCCCUCUCGCGGAAGGAGCAGGACUACUUCAAGGAAUUCGAUUACGUCUCCGACCUCUGCUAGGGCCUGGGGUCAUGGAGGGGUUAUCUGCCCACCAUCAGCCACAGACUCUGAUAGGAGAUUGACAAGGGAAGGCUGACUGCUGUGCUGCACAGGCACCGUAGAACAUGACGGAGAAAUGAGGAGAGGAUCCUUUUAACUCUGACCUCUUUCUUUGUGUGAGUGUGUGUGAGAUGAAUAGGACAGCUGAACUGAAUGUGUGUGAACACCAAACCCAACAGCGUGUCACGCACAAGUUCUGGGCCACAGAUGGGCUUCCAGAUGUGGCUUUCAAAGAGGAGGGAAGCUGUGAUGAUAACAGACGUUUAUCCAGAUUAUGUAAGAGAUGGACAAAUCUUUUGAUGGAUCCUGAUGAGACAGGAAGCUAUUUUUUCCUCGUCUUCACUCUGGAAUUGCCCCAAGCUCUUGUUUUUAUCCCUGCUGUUUGUCGCUGGUAACUGCGUGUUUAAAUGUGAACCGUGGCCCCUCUGUCUCAGUCAUGCACUACCCGUAAACCGCCACUUGUGGGCGUCAGAGGACGUAGUAGAAAGAGAAAUUACUGUUUUAUGGUGAUUUGUUUUGCCAAAGAAAGGAACCACAAGUGGACGUUUUCAAGGGAUGAGCUGCUAUUUGUGUGUCUGCUUAAUCACCCUCCUUCACAAUCGUUUCUUCCUGCUAUUUUUCGGUACAUAACAGGUUUUUUAAAGCAUAGCUUUUCUCAGAAGGUUUUUUUUUAUUUUUUGUGAUAAACUUUUAUCUCUGUCUGUGUUUCUUCUUCCUUUGUCAUUUGCUGAUAUAACUUGUAGCAGCUGUGAUCCAGUAAAGAUGUGAAACCAA
Girardinichthys multiradiatus is the source of this 4121-nucleotide messenger RNA. RefSeq names its product serine/threonine-protein kinase N2-like. Gene Ontology annotation, biological process: signal transduction; protein phosphorylation. The coding region runs from base 300 to 3308 and encodes 1002 amino acids. Lineage: Eukaryota; Metazoa; Chordata; Actinopteri; Cyprinodontiformes; Goodeidae. Gene Ontology annotation, molecular function: protein serine/threonine kinase activity; small GTPase binding; ATP binding. The transcript is spliced from 22 exons. The record is from RefSeq and is a predicted model, not a curated record.